CGAGUAACAUACGAGUACAAAUGAGUAACAUACGAGUGACAUACGAAUACAUACAAGUAACAUACGAGUAACAUAGCUUUGCACGACCUUUGUACGUGAAGCGUUUUCAGCAAUGCAGAUGUGCAGAUGCCGACUCCCUUGUUUUAUUACGCCACAAACAGGAAACAAAACAGUUUUUUCCGUGGACUUUCACAAACAUGGUCGCAUAUCUGUGUUCGGCGUUAGUUGAAAAUGAGGCUACAGUGACAAAGCAACCCUGGAAAAAAGCUGCAGUUGCUUUAAAAACAAACUCCAGCUCGUUCAGAAGAACUCCGUUUAUCACAAAGCCGAUGAGUUACGUGGAAAUUCUGUCUCGCAUGGAGGCUUCAUCUCUUGAGGACAUUCUCUCUUCUCCAAGCCCCGAUACGUACUCCCCGACCGAAGAGAACAGUGAGGGGAACAGUUCGUCAUCACAGGGUGCCUUCACGUAUCCGGGAAGUGCGGACGAAAACGACAACGAGGUGCAGUAAAUUAGAAAAACAAGCUGUUAUCAGCGUACCCAAGUACACACGAAUGCUCUCUUUAACCUACAAACAUCAGUUCGUUUUAGAACGAAAAGAAGCGAUACUUAGAAUCGACCGACGUUUUGAUGACUCCAUGUCAUCAUUAUCAAAUUCAAAGUACAUCAUAAAAUCAAUUCUAUUAUCUACUUUGAACUUGAUAUGAUGACAUAGAGUCGUCGAAAUGUCGUUAGAUUUUAAGUAUCGCUCAUUUUUGUUCCAAAAUGUUUUGCAAAACCUUACGUUAUUAGAAGCAUCAGUUCUCCUGAGGAAUACCGUGCUUUUCGUUUUGUGGAAAUUUGUAUUGCGCUGUGUAAUUUUGAUGAAGCGCAAAUUCUGAUGUGGCGUGUAAACUUUGUGGUUGUGUGUAUUGUGAUGUUGUGGUUCCACUGUACUAGGUUUCACUGAUGCAUGGUCCCGUAACAUGGCCGGGGGGGGGUACUCCCAUAUAUUGAUAGGGUAUGGUUUUUGAAGUUCCCCGUCCUUAAAUGGGGUAUCAUUUUUGCCCCCGUUGGUCCUGUUGGCAUUGGGUUCCCGAUGUGAUCCUUCGAUUGAAUCAGCUAAAAUUCCAGUGCAAAAAUUCCCAGCCAAACGAAAAACAAAUUCUAUGUUUGAUGAGUUAACUUUCAAUGUUACAGAAACGAAAUAAAGCGGACCCGUUCACGCCAUUCUCCCUUGAACAGGGUGUCAUUUUUCGGGUUUGUGCCUUAAUAAGGUAUCAAUUUGCGUCUGCUUCAUCCUUACCGAAAUAAGGUCAGGGUAUUAAGACCCUUCGCAGCACAGCUAUCCGAAAAUUACGGGAGUACUCCCCUUCUGUAUUAGUUCCACUUACUUAAUUGUAUGUUGUGGGGGGGUCACAUUCCAUGCGUAAAUACAUAAACAGUGAUGCAUAAUUUGUUUGAUAAAAUACAAGUCUGUUUAAAAAGCAUAAGGCUGAGUGGUGCUACAAGAUCCAAUCACAUAUCAUCAAAGGUAACAAUUGUAAACCUCUACAAACUAUUUGUGUAUAAUCGAAAAUACCAAACUACUGAGUUUAACUAUAACCAGGUUAUAACGUCUUAGAAGGAACAUGUAAUUACAUUGUUGCAUCAUUUCUGCUUAGUCAUUAGCAGCUGACUCGUCGACAAACAUUGCAUGUUUUAUUAUUAUUACUGAUUUAACUUGAAGUUGAUGAAGGCCCUUGCAGUUUUCGUCUCGAAUGUCGGUUUUCGUGCACGAGCAAACAAGACAAAGAGUAAAAAAAA
Messenger RNA from Orbicella faveolata, 1783 nucleotides. Its product is annotated as stAR-related lipid transfer protein 13-like. The record is from RefSeq and is a predicted model, not a curated record. Gene Ontology annotation, molecular function: lipid binding; GTPase activator activity. Lineage: Eukaryota; Metazoa; Cnidaria; Anthozoa; Scleractinia; Merulinidae. Gene Ontology annotation, biological process: signal transduction; actin cytoskeleton organization; regulation of Rho protein signal transduction.